AUGCCCAUUGGAAAGGGGGUGGGACAAGGCGAUACUAUAUCGCCGAAGCUGUUCACGGCUGCAUUGCAAUGGAUAAUGAAAUCACUUCCCUGGGAAGAAAGGGGAAUACGUGUUGAUGGAAGAUUUCUCUCGAACCUUCGUUUCACGGACGACAUCGUUCUCUUUUCGAGCAGUACCAAUGAAGCAGAAACGAUGCUCAACGAAUUGAACGAAGCGAAGAGAAUAGGGCUACGAAUAAACAGAGGGAAGACACAGUUCAUGAAGAACGCCUACUGCGAGGACGGAGGAGUACAACUUGAAGGCUUCCAAAUUGUGGAAACUUCGUCAUACGUAUACCUUGGACGUUCUAUGAACAUGGGAAACUACUUGAAAGAAGAACUGAAUAGAAGAAUGAGAGCAGCAUGGGUAGCAUUCGCAGCCGUCAGAGUCAGCUACGGACCAACUGACGGACCAAGAUCUUCGUGCUCAUCUGUUCGACUCGACAGUCCUUCCAGCGCUCUGUUACGCAGCGGAGACGUGGGCAGACACCGCGGCCACGUCUAG
Messenger RNA from Necator americanus (New World hookworm), 543 nucleotides. RefSeq lists its product as uncharacterized. The transcript has a single exon. Bases 1 to 543 code for a protein of 180 amino acids. The record is from RefSeq and is a predicted model, not a curated record. NCBI's taxonomy places the organism in Eukaryota, Metazoa, Nematoda, Chromadorea, Rhabditida, Ancylostomatidae.